GCACGCAAUCCCGCCCCGUCUCGUCCAUGACAUCCAUUCAUGACGCGCAAGGACCAACGACCUUGAGGCUCACGCCUAGGCAGCAAGUAACUCUAGAUGGAAAUGGACUCCAUUGCUAGGCCCUCGUCGCUCAUAUAAGUGAGUGCGUGCGUCGGACGGACCCAACGCCCAACUUCACAUCUUCCUUGGUGCCAAUUAUUUCCCUUGUAAUUAUCAAGCACAGCAAACCGGGCAUCCACGCUCUAGGUCACAUCAACAGCCAGAAUGGCUUGCCAAUCACUCCAGGAGAAGGUGGCCUUUUUUGAGGCCAUGGAAGCACUCGAUGGCCUGAGCGACGGGGAGGACCAGGUCGGCAUUGAGGAGCGCGACCACCGGGCGAGAUCGCGGGCCUUUUUCAAGCCGGCAGAGAAGGCAAAGCCUCUUUCUCGACCAUUACAACUUGCCAGAGAUGGGACAGCCUUCCAUCGCCCUCGCCGGAUUGUGUCAGCGCCUUCGCCAUCCACAACCGCACUGCCUCCUGACGUUAUCAAGGCCACCCCCACUGCCCAGAAACCCGCAGGCCGGGCGCUCGGCAGACUUGGGCGAACCCCGUUGGGCGCCGUGUCGUUCAUCGAGGAAACGCCAGUCCCAGAUUCAAACCGCCACAUAGUCGCGUCGCUGCGGAGGACGGCGACGAUGCCACUUCCUGCCGUCUCGUCUGCACUUGUUGACCAGUCGCCCUCGAUGAGCUCUGCUCUAAGAAAGCGGAAGCGGAAGCGUCAGGAGUCAACUAUUGCGGUACCCGAAUCGGGCCGCAUCUUCCGAGACCUGUCAUUCUUCUAUAUUCCAAACAACGACAUUGCCCCUGCCAGGAAACUUCGCAUUAGAAGAGCCCAGGAGUAUGGCGCCAAGUGGGUUCGGGAGUUAUCCCUGGCCACCCACGUCGUCGUCGACAAGCGCCUGGAGCACAAAGACAUCCAACCUGUUUUGGGCUCCGCCCUAGCUCCUUUUCUGGUCCUUGUGAAUGAGGAUUAUCCACUCGAGUGUAUUCAGUUCCGCACCCUCCUCAAUCCGCACCAGCACCGAUAUGGUGUCCCUGGCUGCCCGUCCCAACCUAUCCCCUCAGAGUCGGCUCGGUCUGCGCUGCCAUCUCGGGAUAGGGAACUUUCACUGCCCCUAAAAGAGCCCCUACCAAGCUCAAGAAGACACGGCCAUGCUUCUCGGAAUGCCACGCCGACGCUCAGCGCGGAAUCAUCUGUUCAAAUUAGUGCCAAUGAACCAAACCCACAGGCAGACAUUGGUCUGAAUAAUUCCGAGGACACUCGGAAUCUAGUUAUUAUCUCUGCCCAGGCCCAGUUUGUUGGUCACGGAUUGCAGACGGGCGAGUCUAUGUCGGGCCUCCCGCAAACUCUUGGGACGGAGACAGAGACUAGUGCUCAGGAUGAGCUAUCAAACUACAUUGAGCUGAUGCAGAAAUACAAAGAUCUCCCUUUAGAUGCGGACGAAGAUGAGCUUCAGCCUUCCGAAGGCGGGCAGCAAGCUAUCUCGGAGCAAGAAGUGGAAAGUGGCUCAGACAGCGAUGACCGCACGAGAAAGAGGCAAUCAUCUAGACUUGGUCGCCCGGGAGGCAAGAAAGACAUUGUCUUUGCGGAUCGCUUUGCCUGCAACCACGGAGGAACGAAGGAAACCGCAGGCGAAGACCAGAACCCAAAUGCUCGGACAAUCGACGUCCUACAGAGCAUGCUUGACUACUACACCAGGAUAGGCGAUCUGUGGAGGACCCUCGCCUACCGAAAAGCCAUAUCAACCCUCCGCAGACAGACGGUCAAGAUCACGACCGAGGAAGAAGCCUACCUGCUUCCCAACAUUGGCAGACGGCUCGCCAUGAAGAUUGAGGAAAUCGUCAACACCAAUAAUCUGCGGCGCCUCGACUAUGCAAACGAAGAGUCGCUCGACCAGACGCUCCAGACAUUUAUGAAGAUCUACGAUGUCGGGACCAGCCGAGCCAGCAAAUGGGUCUCUCAGGGGUUCCGAACCCUCGAAGAUCUAAAGGAGAGAGCCGAUCUCACUGCCAACCAGCGCAUUGGAAUCGAGUACUACGACGACCUCAACACACGCAUUCCGCGCCACGAGGUGGCCGCUCUGGGCGAGUACGUCAAGAAGACGGCUCGCGACCUAGACCCCGCAGUCGAACUACUCAUCGGGGGCAGCUACCGGCGCGGGUCCAACAGCUCGGGCGACAUCGAUCUGAUCGUUACUAAGAAGGACACCACGUCCGCCAGCGAACUGGUCCCGUUCCUCAUGGACCUCGUCGACGUCCUCACGAAGAGGGGGUUCCUCGUGGCGGAGCUCGCGGCGCUGCACAGCCAUCGCCCGGGUAAGGACCGCCCGGGCAGCAAAUGGCACGGUUGCUGCGUGCUUCCGCCCGGCGAGAUGGCCAUUAACAACAACGACGACAACGGCGCAGAGACGGCGCCAAGACGAACCCCAAUCUGGCGGCGCAUCGACUUUUUGCUGGUCCCCGAGUCCGAGUACGGCGCCGCGCUCAUCUACUUCACCGGCGACGACAUCUUCAACCGCAGCAUGCGGCUCCUGGCGUCCAAGAAGGGCAUGCGGCUCAACCAGCGGGGCCUGUACGCCGAGGUGAUGCGAGGGCGCGACCGGGCCCGGGUUACCGACGGCCAGCUGCUCGAGGGCAGUGACGAGCGGAGGAUCUUUGACAUCCUCGGCGUCAAGUGGCGCGAGCCGUGGGAGCGCUGGUGUUGAUACAUGGCAUCAAGUUGGACAAUAUCUAGGAUAUGGUUGAUUUACAGUCCAAUCCCCGAAUGCUUGUUAACGUGGUACCUGGAUAGGUACUUAAUGAAUCAUGAUUAUUGCAAGUAAACCGGCUAGGAAAAGCCUUUGAUGGGCAUCUCUAGAAGAGAGACACUCCUUUAAGAUUGUAUAAUAGGGAUUCCAAUACCUAUUACCUCCCUCCUCGAAAAUCUUUAGGGCAAGCUGUGAGAUAUUAAGGCCCAAGUCCAGGUCCAGGCCACACCGGGUGAGGUGGCAAUGCCUAGUUUGAGAAAACGAGACCGCCCGGAAAUAGGG
Lasiosphaeria miniovina is the source of this 3069-nucleotide messenger RNA. RefSeq lists its product as uncharacterized. The record is from RefSeq and is a predicted model, not a curated record. Gene Ontology annotation, molecular function: DNA binding; DNA-directed DNA polymerase activity. Gene Ontology annotation, biological process: double-strand break repair via nonhomologous end joining. Gene Ontology annotation, cellular component: nucleus. Lineage: Eukaryota; Fungi; Ascomycota; Sordariomycetes; Sordariales; Lasiosphaeriaceae. The transcript has a single exon. The coding region runs from base 265 to 2745 and encodes 826 amino acids.